Messenger RNA from Octodon degus (degu), 886 nucleotides. RefSeq names its product uroplakin 2 (gene Upk2). The transcript has 5 exons. Lineage: Eukaryota; Metazoa; Chordata; Mammalia; Rodentia; Octodontidae. The record is from RefSeq and is a predicted model, not a curated record. Bases 64 to 621 code for a protein of 185 amino acids. Gene Ontology annotation, biological process: epithelial cell differentiation. Gene Ontology annotation, cellular component: apical plasma membrane.
GGCCUCACUUGCCUCCGGAAGCCCCAGCCUUCAGCACCUGUUCCUGCUCCAGCCCAGCCCAGGAUGGCAUCCCUGCUGCCGGUCCACACCUUGUCCUUGAUGCUGAUUCUGCUGGCUAUCCUGGCCCCUGGGGCUACAGCAGAAUUCAACAUCUCAAGCCUGUCCGGCCUACUGUCCCCGGCCCUGGCGGAGAGCUUGCUAGUUGCCUUGCCCCCUUGUCACCUUACAGGAGGCAAUGCCACAUUGAUGGUCCGGAGAGCAAAUGAUAGCAAAGUGGUGAACUCCAGCUUUGUGGUUCCCCCCUGCCGAGGUCGCAGGGACCUGGUGAGCGUGAUGGACAGCGGGGCUGGCUUCACCGUCACUAGGCUCAGCGCAUACCAGGUGACAAACCUCGCACCAGGAACCAAAUACUACGUUUCCUACCUAGUGCAGAAGGGGGCGUCCACGGAGUCCAGUAGAGAGGUCGCAAUGUCCACGCUUCCUCGAAGGAGUAUGGAGUCCAUCAGGCUGGGAAUGGCCCGAACAGGAGGCAUGGUGGUCAUCACGGUGCUGCUGUCCGUGGGCAUGUUCGUGCUGGUGGUGGGCCUCAUCGUCACCCUGGCCCUGGGCACACAGAAGUGAGGAGGGCUGACCCCAUCCCCAGCAUGCCUCCUUCCAGGCCUUGGUCCGCACCACUCCCCUGGAGUCCUUCCUCCCUCUGCCCCUUGCCUUGCGCCUUGCUGGCCAGUGUCUCAUUCUCCUGUCCCUGCAGUUCCCUCACCUGUUCCUGUCAGCAUCCACCUUCCUCCCGUCUUACCACCACCCCACACAUACCAACGCGUGCUCCCUGUGACCUGGGUCUUUCCAAUAAAGCCUGUCUGUCCUGUUUCCCUUUCAUGGGCACAAA